This is a messenger RNA of Psylliodes chrysocephalus, 675 nucleotides long. NCBI's taxonomy places the organism in Eukaryota, Metazoa, Arthropoda, Insecta, Coleoptera, Chrysomelidae. The record is from the annotation of a GenBank genome assembly.
CAUUAUUUAGGCGUGCAAAUACAGAAUGAAAUAUUGUCGUCUAAAGUAAGAAAUAAAUAUUUUAGAAAUGGUUCUCAGUUCAAAAUAUUUUUCAAUAAUAUUAGAUUGUACACCAGACACUAGUCAUACUGAGCAUAUUAGUCUUGUUCUGAGGUAUGUUGUCCUUAAAAAGGGUUGAAGUUAAGGAAAGUUUUAUUGCGUUUAAUCCAAUACUGGACUCUACAGGGGAAGGGAUAUACACAUUUGUGACAGAAAUUUUGAAAAAAUUAAAUUUAGAUAUAAAAAAUAUUAGGGGACAAGGUUAUGAUAAUGGGGCAAACAUGAAGGGAAAGCAUGUUGGGCUUCAAAAACGCAUUCUUGAUGCGAAUCCGAGAGCCUUUUUUGUACCUUGUGCGGCUCAUACUUUGAACUUAACAGUAAAUGACGCUUCUAAGGUGUCAGAUGCUACAAUAAACUUUUUUAAUCCACAAAAAGGUGAGAUGUUAUGAGAAAAAAUAUCCCCGAGUUAAGUUUAAAGACUCUAAGUGAGACAAGAUGGUCCAAAUCACAUCUGAAAAUUAACUACUUCUGAAGUUAUUGUCAUCCCAGUGAAUUGUUGAUUAACUGCUAUGACAAUCAGUAUUCGUUAAUGUGUUAAUUAUGGCUUUGCAAGGAAUGGUUAUGAGUUUAUAUUCG